CCCGAGCUAGUGUUCAGUGCAGACAGCGAUGAUGAGGGUUCUCCGACUACCCCGGUGCGACGUCCCAGCGAGACGAGCACUGUGGAUGAAGCCCAGGUAAACUACCAAGUCCUGAGAAACCAUCCGUCACCGGACGAGACCUCAACAUCCACACUCGGAGAAGACUUCAAGUCAUACAAAGUAAAUCUUCCUAAAGAGAUCGACGAUGCCUCUACUACAUACGAUGCCAACUCCAUACUCUUCGACGAGACUUCCAUAGCGCCUAGCGAGAUGUCGGUAUACUGUGGCACACUGAAGAAGAAGAAGACCAGGAGCAAGGAGGAGAAGCAGCUGAGGGACUUCGACAUGUGGCAGGCUAGCAAUGUGGAGGUUAUGCAGAACCUCCUAAGCAGAAGUGGGACUCUAGACGAGCAAAUCAAGUGGGAGGCUAUUGCGACAGCUCGCGGACUUUGCACCCUGACCGACAGCUGCACCUGUGGCGACUGUACCGGUGCCAAGUACCUGGCCGGAGUCGCUGAUGGCGACGGGGGGCUUGGGGCAGCGCCACUCUUCAACGCUAUUAGUGUCGGAUGCCAGAUACAGUGAACGGUGAACGGUAAACGUGGUGGUGGCGGUUAAGGCGAGCUAGGUUUGAUUUUAGAUCGAAGGCAAUUAAGUCUCAGCUUUGCUCGGUUAUAACCAUCAAUUCUUGAUAUUGGGAGCAUUGCAGUUUUCUAACGAAACGAUGUUUAGGGUCGGAGAAGCUUUUGAUUGGAAGGGGGUAUUUUCGAAUCUUGAAAUGGGUCUCUAACUAUUUUUUAAGCUAUCAGCUUAAAGAUUGAUA
Molecule: messenger RNA, 823 nt
Organism: Manduca sexta (tobacco hornworm)
Lineage: Eukaryota; Metazoa; Arthropoda; Insecta; Lepidoptera; Sphingidae
Exons: 4
Source: RefSeq, a predicted model, not a curated record